Messenger RNA from Stegostoma tigrinum, 3004 nucleotides. Its product is annotated as trafficking protein particle complex subunit 3-like. The record is from RefSeq and is a predicted model, not a curated record. The transcript is spliced from 6 exons. Gene Ontology annotation, cellular component: TRAPP complex; cytosol; cis-Golgi network membrane. Bases 79 to 1113 code for a protein of 344 amino acids. Gene Ontology annotation, biological process: intra-Golgi vesicle-mediated transport; endoplasmic reticulum to Golgi vesicle-mediated transport. Gene Ontology annotation, molecular function: monoatomic cation channel activity. Lineage: Eukaryota; Metazoa; Chordata; Chondrichthyes; Orectolobiformes; Stegostomatidae.
CAUGUCAUUCCCGAAGAGAAGAACAAAGCAACUCUCACCUACUCGUGGUACCAAGAGAAAAAAGGCAAAGUUUAAAAAAUGCCGAUCAGCGGUCUCCUGACAUUUUGGAAAGGCAGAGAGAGAAUGGUUUUGAAUACAGUAAUCGCACUGACAACAAUUUUUAGUCAACAAGCAUUUUCGUUCUUCACCUUCAAAUGUCCAUGCAAGACGACAUUGAAUUUAUACUACGCCCUGUCUUUUAUUGCGGUGCCCGCAUUGGUCCUGUUGAUUCUUGGAUAUGCCAUUAAUAAUAUGACCUGGAAAUUAAUCAUGAGCUUUGGAUACGGAACCCAAUUGAAGCUUAAUAGUUGCAAACUGAUCUGCUUUGUCCUGCUCAGUGUAACGGGAAGAGCUGUAAUCGCUCCAGUGACUUGGGUGGCAGUCACUCUGUUGAAUGGUUUGUAUUAUCAGUGCGGCAUGAGUGAGUUUUUGUCAGUGAGCAGCUGGAAUGUGUUUCAGAAUCUCACCCUUCGUGAGCGGAAGGACAUUCUCGCUCGCUUUCCCUGUCCGAAAGUGAGCAUUAAGAAGAUACAUAAUAUCAGUGAAAUAAGAAAUGAAGCUAACCGGAUUCUUCUGUAUCAGUCCCAGAGUACAGAACUCCUUAUUCUCACGUAUGGAUCUCUGGUAGCACAGUUGUGUGAAGACUGUGAAAAGGAUGAGGAUAUCAACAAGGAGUUGGAUAAAAUGGGACGCAACAUUGGCACAAGACUAGUAGAAGAUUUUCUGGCUCGAUCAAAUGUUGCACAAUGUCGUAAUUUUUAUGAAACAGCCGAAGUAAUUGCCAAGGUUGCUUUCAAGAUGUACCUUGGAGUGACCCCACGGGUGACCUUCUGGGGCCAAACUGGAGAUGAUUGCUCGCUGUUUCUAGAGAAGAAUCCGCUCAUCAGCUGUGUGGAAAUACCUGAGAAACAUUCCUGUUUGCUGUACUCCAACAUGAUCUGUGGCAUCUUGAAAGGAGCACUAAAAAUGGUUCGUUUGCAGGUGGAUGUUCAACUACUUCAGGACUCAGCAAAAGAUGGCAAGAUGCUGCAAACCUUCAAUCAAUAUUCAUCUCAGACAAAAGUGGAGAAAUGAUAUACUGUUUCUUAUGCUGUAAUGGGAUUUUAGCCAAACCAAAACUUAAUGCAAUCUAACAUCUCUGUUCCCCACCCCCAGUCUAGGGCAGGUUGAGGCAUGUUGUCUUCUCGUUCACACCCCUAUCUCAUACUUGACAAUCUAAUCACUUGACAUCCUCAUUCAAUUUGCUGUCAUAUUGAUAGUAACAGUAAAUAUGAUAAAUGCACAAUUAUUCUCUUUAGUGAAAUGUAAAAGCAAAGUUUGUAUACAAUGUGAAAGUAUAGUUAACAUAUGACAUCCAAAUAUUUCUUACCUGAGACUGUGCAUGUAUGGUGAGAAGAAUAUCCUCCUGGAUUGGCAGAGGCAACGUUGAGUGGCCACAAGGCAGUUUAAAAAAAUUGGAUUGACAGUCACUGGAUUUGUUUUUGCAGUGUGUUUGUAAGAGGUAUUCAUUGUAAUAGCCACACAUACCACAUUCAUAGAAAGUGCCAUUCAGCAACGCAACAGAAAUCCAAGUUAUGGGGGCUACUAAAGCACCCACUGUGAUUUGUACAAAAAUCUUUAUGCCACGGCAAAUGAUUAUUUUAGAGCAAUGCUUUACUUGAUUGAUGCAACAGCCAGUACAUAGCUUCCAGGUUCGGCUGCUUAUGAAGUAUCCCAGUAAAAAUAAUACCAGGGCUGGGACGAGAAGGAAAACCAUACUGUAGGCAAAGUUCCAAGAAUUACAGGGACAAUUGAACACAACGACAGAGAAUAUUUGUUCUCCCCCAGCUGUUGCUAAGGCCAGAAAGCCGUAGCCUAGGGUAGCAUGCUGCUUCAAAACUAAAUUCAGCACUGUCCUAUAUUUCUCCAUCUUUACAGUACGUGUACUAGGACCAAAUGACUGUUGAUGUAAUUUCCUCUCAGACGUUUUCAGAGCACUUCAUAAAUAAUUUAUAUCAAGUGUUCACUGGUGGUGACCAUUUAUGGGAAAGGGGCUGAGAAAUGAAACCAAAUCUAAUUAAAAAGGAAAGUACUGCACUGUAUGAUAUGCCUGCCAAACGUCCCUUUAAUAAUUAGCUCCAGACUUAACUCUGCGCAAGUGCCAGAAGACACUGUGGGUCCAGGCUCAGCAACUGUUCAUGCUUCCGACAUAUUCAGGGAAUCUCCAAAAACAUCUAGUCAUAUUCCUGAGCAGUUUGCAGUUUAAUCAGAUUAUUCAUUGAAUCCCUUAUGCAAAUGAGAUUAUCUUUUAGAUCAGUUUACUGAAAAAUGAAUCACCUUCUAUUUGUCAUCUUCAGCAUUGUAAUGAAGUUCGCUAUCACACUGCAUGGGUGACCAAUCAAUUUAUAGGACAAAAAUUGACUAACUAUUUUAACACGGCUGUGUGUUUUCAUUUUUACAGUGAUUUCAAGUUUAAUCUGGUAAAAUAUUCAUUAUAGAAGAUACAAUAGACAUUCCAUAACUAAAUGUAAACUAGAAAUUAGUUCCUUUUGGAGGGGAAGGAGGAACUCAGGGAAAUUACAAUGCUGAGAGUAGAAAUUCCCUAGAUUGAUUGCAGAAAUACAGGUUCAUCUUAUGAAGAGAUAUUGAAUAAUUUAGGUCUAUACUCUCUGGAGUUUAGAAGAAUGUGAGGAGCUCUGAGGUAUAUAAGGGGAUUGACAAAGUACACAGAGAGAGGAUGUUUCCCCUUGUGGGACAGUCUAGAGUGAGAGGUCACAGUUUUAGGAUAAGGACUAGCAGGUUUAAGACAGGGCUGAGGAGAAAUUACUUCUCUCAAAGAGUCACGACUCUGUAGAAUUCACCACUCCAAUGCGUGAUGUACACUGGGACACUAAAUAAUUAGAUGAGCAAUUGAUCGAGCAUGAUAGAGGAGCUGAAUUGCCUACUCCUGCUCCUAGUUCCUAUGUUUUAAUGCUUGAGAAGUCUA